Hemibagrus wyckioides is the source of this 1591-nucleotide messenger RNA. RefSeq lists its product as uncharacterized. The record is from RefSeq and is a predicted model, not a curated record. Bases 226 to 1107 code for a protein of 293 amino acids. NCBI's taxonomy places the organism in Eukaryota, Metazoa, Chordata, Actinopteri, Siluriformes, Bagridae. The transcript is spliced from 3 exons.
CAGGGUGCACAAAACAGAUGAGGAAGCAAUAAGUCAUCAGAAGAGGAGGAGCUGUGUUGUGUUUUCUCACUGGUUUGAACUUCACUGUUUCAAUCUGUUGUUUUAUCAGAAGAGCUGCUCCAAAAGUCUGAUCUGAUUCAUUCAUUUGCCAUCAGUUUACAGGGGCUGGGAGGAAGCUGUAACAUUUCCUGUUUGUACACUGAGGACAGAAAAGAAGAGGUGACCAUGGCUGUCGUAAGAGAAUGGAGACGAGACACAAAUUCCAGAGGCCAUUACUACAUGAAUUAUGAAGGGGCACAUGUUAGUCUAUCUGAGCUGAGAAAGAACAACCCUAAACACCGGUACCUGAGAAACAAAAGCAUUCCCCGUUAUCCUAAAUAUGUCUUCCAAGAGUCCAAUGUUUGCCAUGUAACUGAGAAGAGUGGCCUUCAUGGAAUCUUCAAUGACAGUGGAUUCAGAGGUGGUGAUGAUGGCUUCCUGUGGUGGAGCCUUUCAAUGUCUGCUAACUCAAUGCAAAAACAGCCAUACCUGGAAGAAUUUGCCACUUCUCCUGCAUUCCAGACUGAAUCCCGUUAUGGCAACUUCCGCUUCACUCUUCCACUAACAGAGCUCCUGAAACAAUACAGCAAGCAGUUCUGCUGGAGAACUUCUCCGAUUCUACGUGUGUUAGGCACCAAGCUCUACAAGCAAGAAAUAGUCUAUUGUGUUUUGGUGCAUCCACAAUACAUGACACACUAUAGGAAAUAUCCUCGCCUACCUGUUAAUAUUGAGCCUAAUACUGAUUUGUGUGGGUACAGCCAAAAGCAAAUGACCUGGCGCUGUCAGUCGCCUUCAGAUAAUUAUGAAUACGGCCUGGAGAAGAAUGAGGAUGAUGUAGGGAAUGCCAGUCCACUGGACAGGAGAGAAUAUUUUGUAUGGGAUAAAGUAGCCGUGGCCUUCCACAUGAAGAAGGACUGGGUACUGGAUUUCGAUCUCAGACAUCUACUAAAACACUUGAGUGUAUGUAAGGUAGCACCAGUGAAACUGUUAAAAAAAAAAGAGAAUGAAAUGUCUGUCGAAGAGGCUGAGGAAGAAGUAAAGAAAUUGAAAAGAAAGUUUAAUCUUUAAAAUUAAAAUCAGAAUGAAACUAAUAUGCCACAGCACUGUUAUUGUUGUUCUCAGUUUUGAUCGGUCAGAAGGUACUGAUUCAUUUUCUAUAACAACAACUCCGACAGCGCAGGCUGCAAUUCAAAUGACAUGUUUAUGUUUAUACAUUCUUAUAAUACAAGUGUUGAAUUGUUGAUUUGGUGAAUCUUUCUGUAACAUGUUCAACUUUUAUGGAAGGAGUCUUCAGUGUCAGCACUGUUAUUCUAAUGUAUAUCAGCUAACAUUUCAUUUGUUACUUUGGUCAGUGUUUUUGGUAUCCUGGUAUUUUUUGCAUCUUUAAAAGUACAUUUGUUCUGUUGCUGUGUGUGUUUUGCUCAUGGACACAAAAAUGCAUUAAAAAUAAUGAGGAGAAUCUUUUAAAAAUUUAGAGUACAGUCUGAUCUGUGCAAUUAAACUGAUAAUGUGGUGUUCAGAUGCAUAACGGGUGGACAAGUAAUUUAAGUGG